CAGGUGAAUAUGAUAUUUGUGGUGUUACUCUGAGUGUAUAUUAUUCAAAUAUACAGCUAGUAUUCCAAAGGUCGUAGGUUCGAAUCCCACCGUGGCCGGGCAUAUUUUUCAAGCUCGCCCGGUGUGGAUAUAUUCUUAAGUUGCUGGGGAGAAUGGAUGAGCAUGACUUCGACAGAUAUGUGACAGAUAUCUGCAGGCAUUUUACAGAUAUGUCAGUUUGGUAAGCAGGAAUUGUUUAUUUUGAAUCAUUUGUUGCGUGGUUUCGUCGAGGAAUUAGCACUGAAAAUUUGCAAAGGUAUUAGAAAAGCGUGGCCGUUCUUGAUUGAACGGCAUUAUAUCCUGUGCUUUUCUUGUAAUUUACUGAUUUUCGUGUGAUUUUGCUGUCACCAAAUAGUCAAAUACUUGCUGAAUUGCUGUUUGCUUUGAGGGGGUCAGACUCACGAGGGCUUGAAUAUUGCGCUGGUUUUGUAGUUUCUACUUUGUUUUCCAUAAUUAUAUGCUAUAGUAUACAGUAUGUACAUAUUUUUGUUUACCAGAUGUAUAUAGUAAUUCCUUUCAUUUGCUUGCGAGUUCAAUUCAGCUAAGUUGUAAUAAAGAUCGAAAAUAUUGAGAAUAAAAUGUGAAUCUCUAGCUCGCAAUGUCUUGGUGAAUCGCAACACUCGUAAACAAUUUCUAAUAAUAUCCGCUCUUGCAUUUGUCUGGUGCUCUGUAUUUUGAAGUUUUACCAGAGUGAAAGACUUAUUAAUAUAAUAAUUACGAUAGAUGUACUUGAAGAUACGAUUUGGAAUUUUGUUGUACAGUACAUCUGGUUCUGAUACCAAAAGAUAUUUUAAGGGAAAAGUUACUCAUAAAUACUAAAAAUAAAAUGUGAUCAUCGGCCCAGCAACGAGCGAGACUACCACAUAAUUUGUUACACGAUCGAACUGUAGACUAGACAUGAAUUAUAAUCAUCAUCUUAAUCAUCAUCUAAUAAGGGUCUUCUAAGUUUCAGUUGGCAUGCAACAUGUACGCCGUGCGUGCCUAUUUUUCAAUUUAAGCACUGUUGUGUGCAGGUUAAUUCUGAGUCAUGGAUGCUAUCAUAAUUAUAAGUUGAUAAACAUUGAAGUCAGAUAAAAAGCAUUGCAACCAAAAACAUUGGCUUAUUGUAGUCAUGAUUGUAGUUUAAAAAUGACGUAAUGGCCUAGGAAAGACCGUCCUUCGCAGAUUGUCAUUUAAUCUCACAAUAAUUUACACGUUUGUAACAUUCGGGGUGGUAGGCCGUUGGAACCCCUUAGUUUUUGAACCAACCCUAUCUAACUAGCAUUACGCCACUCCUUUAUCAAUUGGGUUGUUAACUUAGUAAGAUUUCCGUCAGAGCGGUCAACACAUUAAACUUGAACUUAAGGAAUCCAAAGACAACGAAAUGGAGGAAGUGGAUCCAGUCAACGAAGAUACACAAGAAGAAAGGUCUUCAGAUAAUGAACAGUUGGAAAAUAUGAUGAAAGUAUAUGAGAGAUACUUGUCCCAACCCGUAGGAGAAGAAGGGUGGGAACAAAUGUGGAGAAAACGUAUGGUCCCCGCACCAAAAAAGUCUUCUGAUGAAUUGAAAGUGGAAAAACCGAUAAAUGUGCCUGUUAAAGGCCUAUCGGACGCUGAAUGGGCCGAACUACUUGGAUUUUAA
Molecule: messenger RNA, 1660 nt
Organism: Paramuricea clavata
Lineage: Eukaryota; Metazoa; Cnidaria; Anthozoa; Malacalcyonacea; Plexauridae
Source: the annotation of a GenBank genome assembly